CUUUGGUAAAGAGGGAGAAGAGGGGCUGCAAGUCAGAGAGUGGACACAUUCACAACUGAAUAUUGUGAAUAAAGAAGAUGGCUGCCAAUUCAUUUCAGAGGAUGCCGCAGCCUGGGGAUUUGAUUGAGAUAAAUCGGGGGAAGAUUCAACACUGGGCAGUGUACAUCGGAGAUGGUCUCAUCAUCCACCUCACAACUGGCCCAGAAAAAACAAUUCUCUCCAUUUCUCCAAAGGCCACAGUGAGAAAGGACAAGAUGAGUGAGGUAGUGGGGACAGAUGCGUACCGUGUCAAUAAUCUGCUUGAUGACACUUACUCACCGAGGAGCCCUGAUGCCAUUGUGAGUGAUGCCGAGAGUCGGGUGGGACAGGUCCUGCCAUACAACCUCCUUCAUCGGAACUGUGAGCAUUUUGCCACAGAACUGAGAUAUGGGAAACCGGAGUCACGACAGGUGCGAGAGGCAAUAGAGGCAGUCGGAGAAGCAGCAGCAGCAGUAGUGGGAACCGCUAGUGGUUCUGGGGUCCUUGCUUCUGUUCAAGUCCUUGCUUCUAGCUCUCGCUCUUGCUCUUAAAUUGAAUUCUGCUUGUGUUGCUAUCCACUGACCAUUUCAACAGCUCCAGUCACAUAUAGUAGAUUACUUCAGAUGUCCUAAAGCAAAUGGCAGGCAGAAAAAGCAAUGAAUAUAGAAUCCUGUUAAAAACCAAAAAUAAUAUGCCCUUAUAUCUUUUGACAACAAUAUCGUAUAUUUUUUUAUUUUAUAUCUGACAAGCUGAAAGUAUUUUGAGCAUUUCCAUACCAAGUUGACAGUUUUCCUCUCGACCAUCCAGUUGCAUUCAGGUGACCCUCUCAUUCCCUACAGUGAACUGCAUCUGGGAACGGCUACUGGUUCUGGGGUCUUUGCUUCUGUUCAAGCCCUUGCUUCUAGCUCUCGCUCUUAAAUUUAAUUCUGCUUGUGUUGCCAUCCACUGACCUUUUCAACAGCUCCAGGAAUGGCAGACCUUCACAUAUAGUAGAUGACUUCAGAUGUCCUAAAGCAAAUGGCAGGCAGAAAAAGCAAUGAAUAUAGAAUCCUGUUAAAAACCAAAAAUAAUAUGCCCUUAUAUCUUUUGACAACAAUAUCCUAUAUUUUUUUUUAUUUUAUAUCUGAUUUUGAGCAUUUCCAUACCAAGUUGACAGUUUUACGUAGUAUGUAGGCUCAGAGAAGGAGAAGGGCGGAACAAGAACAGAGCAAUGGAGUGAGGAGCGGGCAGGUAACUGUAACCUGUUCCAACAGGUAAACAGAAGUGGGAACAGACACGAGAAAGCAGGACAUGGCCUUUUUUCCAUGGCUGAUAUGGAUUUUAAAUCUUGCCUCUUUUCUAUACCCCAGUGAAACAGGAAGUGAUGGGGGUCUGAAUAAUGGACUAGCUAACAAACUGCCAGUACCUAGUAUAAAGGCCUUAUUUGGCGCACACGCACACACACAUUUCAAUCUCCCCUUUGUUAGCAUUGUGCUCCAUGAUUAGAUUGGUCCCUGUGUACUCUGUGUUUGUAGUUUUGUUCAAUAAAUUCUGUUUUUGGUGUUGCAUGACAUGAGAUCCGAGUCAAAUUAGUCCUCCGAAGAACUCCAACCUUCAGGUUAUCUGUAUGUUUAAUCAUUAAUAUUGGUUAUUUUAAUUAUUAAUUAAAAGACUAAAUUUGUGGUUAGAUAUUUCAGAUAAUAGUAAUUUUAUGACACUCAUUAAUAAUUGCAGUUAUACACUGCUUCCCUUACAUAUUGCACUCAUGUAUAUGUUUUAAAGAUCCGUACAGCCGUUGGGCCCAAUAUAUAUUCAUCCUCAUCAUUAUUUUGUAGAGCUUAAAAACCCUAUAUACAUAAUUGACCAGGGGUGCUUUUCCUGAAGCCUUCUUAACGUAAGGUUGGUCUGGACCUCUCUUAGCUAUACCUUAGCGAUGUUGCCAGCUCACUCCGCUAGUGGCCACCACUGUUACGACCGCAAGACUCUGAAAUCAGCUGUUGCUCUUCGUUACAUCUCAAUCUGUUAAGCAAUAUGUACACUGAUAAUUCUACAGUUGUAGUUGGCUCAUAAUAUUACUAAAAUACCACAUUAAUGGCACUGUUUUCAUGCAAAUAAUAAGGUUGUAAAUUACAAAGGAUGCAUGUUUCACUUUAUUGAACAUGUUGCUUAAUUAAGUGAAAUUCAUAAACAGAUGAUUUCCCACUCUCUCUUUGUGCUGGAGCGAUGUUUAACCAUAGGUCUUUCUUGUUUUAGUUGGACACCGCAGUCAUAAAAUUGGAAAAUAAUGUUUCUUUAUUAAGCGCCACGUCUAACAAUAUCUCCAUUUUGUUUGCUGUGAAGCUGUGGGACCGCUUAUUUCUUUGUUUUGUUUCUGCCAUGUAAAAAAAUAAAAUAAAAAAUCAUGUUGCUG
This is a messenger RNA of Conger conger (European conger), 2407 nucleotides long. Its product is annotated as phospholipase A and acyltransferase 4-like. Bases 78 to 569 code for a protein of 163 amino acids. Lineage: Eukaryota; Metazoa; Chordata; Actinopteri; Anguilliformes; Congridae. Gene Ontology annotation, molecular function: glycerophospholipid phospholipase A1 activity; A2-type glycerophospholipase activity. The transcript has 5 exons. Gene Ontology annotation, cellular component: cytoplasm. Gene Ontology annotation, biological process: N-acylphosphatidylethanolamine metabolic process. The record is from RefSeq and is a predicted model, not a curated record.